Colletotrichum fioriniae is the source of this 732-nucleotide messenger RNA. NCBI's taxonomy places the organism in Eukaryota, Fungi, Ascomycota, Sordariomycetes, Glomerellales, Glomerellaceae. The record is from RefSeq and is a predicted model, not a curated record.
AUGUUCGGGGCCGCCAUGCGGUGGAGGACCGCGAAUGAUUCCUUUGAGCGCUUUGGCGGCUUGAGCUGGGGAUACUACAAGAACGCAUACACCAUCGUCCCCGAACUCCUCCUUCAGGGGACAAACGUGUUGGCCUGUGAGGCCUUGCUGGCUAUAGCAACGUUCUCGUUGCAGACGGCCGAUGCGCGCACGACAGCUCAGCUGGCUUCUGCGGCGGCCCGAACCGCGCAGAUCAUUGGGUUGCACAAGAGGGAAACCUAUGCCAACCUCGAUGCCGUCGAGUCGGCGCGGCGUAAGCGGGUGUUUUGGGCAACACAUAUACUCAACACCGAUAUGAUGGCAAAGGUUCUUCUCGGCUAUCCUAUCAUGGCCAGCUUGAUACUCUUGUGGUCGGCACUCGAGGAGCCCGCAGGAUCAGAGGCUCAUCUCAAUGUCAGGGUCAUAGGCCAAUUUAUCCAAUUCUUGGCAGGAUUGAAGGAAGAAGGAUGUGAUUUGAACAACGUGCUGGACGGCUGUUCCAAGAUGUACAAGAUUGCCAAAUACGUCGUCCAUACGCAGAGAGCCAUGAGAGUGACGGCACCCUUGGAGGAAGACAAUGAUGUCAAGGAACAACUUGAGGCAAGAGAAAUUUUUGCGGAUGUCCUUGGCAUGGAGCAGGCACAUCCUGACUACGGGCCGUUUGCCCCUGAGCUGCUGAUGCCACACAAACACAAUGUCUUUUUCAGUUCUUGA